CUUUUCAAUGCUAACGUCAUGGUCUUGCCUUUAAUAUGCGUAUUGAUUUUUCCAAUUGUAAUUCUUUUUAUCAUUAGAGGAACUUAUUUAAUACUUAAUGUAAAUGGCAAAAAAAUAAAAAAAACAACUCAAACUAAACCAUCAAAAACUUUAAUUGUACUUGGAUCUGGUGGACAUACGACAGAAAUUUUACGGAUUGUACGGCACUUGAACAAAAAAUUAUACUUUCCAAGAGUCUAUGUACAAGCUCAGACAGAUGAUAUAAGUUUAAUGAAAGUUAAACAAAUAGAGGAAAAUAUUAAUGACUAUAAAAUAAUUCAAAUUUCAAGAAGUCGUGAAGUUAAUCAAUCAUAUUUCACAUCGAUUUGGACAACUAUUCAUGCCAUUUUUCAAUCAUUUCCAUUAAUAUGGAAAGAAAAGCCAGAUCUGCUAUUAUGCAAUGGUCCUGGGACUUGUAUUCCUCCUUGUUUAGUCGUAUUUUUUUUCAACUCACUGUUUCUUUUGAAUACCAAAAUUAUUUUUGUUGAAAGUUUCUGUAGGGUGGAAACUUUCUCUCUCUCUGGGAAGAUAUUAUAUUAUAUAGCUAAUCAUACAAUUGUUCAGUGGCCAUUACUCGGUGGAGAUAAUUAUCCUCGAAGUAUAUUUGUACCAUAAACACAUUUAAC
Molecule: messenger RNA, 665 nt
Organism: Ceratosolen solmsi marchali
Lineage: Eukaryota; Metazoa; Arthropoda; Insecta; Hymenoptera; Agaonidae
Gene: Alg14
Product: ALG14, UDP-N-acetylglucosaminyltransferase subunit
Exons: 1
Coding region: 19-654 (211 amino acids)
Biological process (GO): dolichol-linked oligosaccharide biosynthetic process
Cellular component (GO): UDP-N-acetylglucosamine transferase complex
Molecular function (GO): N-acetylglucosaminyldiphosphodolichol N-acetylglucosaminyltransferase activity
Source: RefSeq, a predicted model, not a curated record